Paraphaeosphaeria sporulosa is the source of this 1503-nucleotide messenger RNA. RefSeq lists its product as uncharacterized. Lineage: Eukaryota; Fungi; Ascomycota; Dothideomycetes; Pleosporales; Didymosphaeriaceae. The transcript has a single exon. Bases 1 to 1503 code for a protein of 500 amino acids. The record is from RefSeq and is a predicted model, not a curated record.
AUGCAUUGGCACAUCAGAGACUUUUGGACUCGUACUUCACUGAUCAUCAGUUCCUCAUCGCAUAAGCACCACCACAAAUCAUCCUCUUUGGUUUUGAGUGAGACUGGCUACUUGGAGCUCGAUACCACGACUACCGUCCCCUAUACGUCCACGGUUGAAACUACAGUGUACACCGAAACUCCUUCGCUUCCGCAUUUCACCUCGGUCCCGUCCACUGUUUCCAUAACACCCUCGUUUUCUGCCUCGACGACGUCCAAGUCUACCAGCCCAGGACCUUCUCCGACAGAGUCUUCUGCCACAGAAUCCUCUACGAAGGUGUUUUCUGCGACCACCUUGACGAUCAUCAAGUCGUCAGAGUCCGGAUCUACCACAUCCUCCAGUCUAGCACCCACGACUACAUCAACUUCGGUCUCCAGCACCGAGUCUUCUUUGAAAGGAGUUUCCGAGACUACGUCCACUAAGACCUCCACCGCGACCAAGCCUUUAGAGACUUCGUCCACGAAGACUUCCACCGAAACCAAGCCUUUAGAGACUUCAUCCACGAAGACUUCCACCGAAUCCAAGCCUUUAGAGACUUCGUCCACGAAGACUUCCACCGAAACCAAGUCUUUAGAGACUUCGUCCACGAAGACUUCCACCGAAACCUGCAAAACCUGCACCGCCACAACCACAACCACAAUGUCUCCCACUAUCUUCAGCACCCUCACCCUCUCCUCCACCCUCUUCGUCCUCUCCACGGCUAUCCCCGGUCCACCCCACGACAUCCCCGGCGCCAUCGCCGGCUUCUCCAACUGCGCCCAAGACGUCCUCUUCCCACUCAUCGGAAAGUCGCAGUGCAACCCUGCCGACUUCCCCUGCAUCUGCAUCGAGCUCGACCGCCUGGACGCUCUCAAGUCUGUGGCCGACGGCUGCCCCAAUGAUGCCGCCAAGUACAGCGACUUCGCCGUCUCCGCGUGCGGCAAGACCACCGCCGUCAUCACAGUGACCGGCAGUUCAAGCUCGUCUAGCUCAGAGGCAGGCGUUACAACAACCACUAUCCCCGUCGUCCUCUCCACCGGCACCCCCUCAGUCGCAACCUCCUCCGUUGGUCCCUUCAACAACGGCACCACGAUCGUUCAACCCUCGAAGACAAAGACCGAGGUCAUCGUUCAACCCUCCAAGACAAAGACCGAGGUCAUCGUGCUGCCCUCCGAGACCAGCAAGAGCAACGGUACCUCUGGCUCCGGCGGCUCGGGCUCUGGCGCUGGCUCAGGCUCAGGCGCUGGCUCAGGCUCAGGCGCUGGCUCAGGCUCAGGCGCUGGCUCAGGCAAAGUACCGGGCUCUGGAUCUGGGUCUGGCGGCGGUUCAGGCUCGGGAGCCAGCUCCCACAUCAGCCCCACUCAGCCCGAGCAACCCAAGCAACCCGAGUUCAGCGGUGCUGCGGUUUCGGAGUUUGGCAGCGCGGGGAUGGCGAGUUUCGCUGGGCUUGUGGGGGUUAUGUGGCUUGCGUUUGCCGAGUUGUAA